AUUUCUUUUAAUAAUCAUACAAUAAUGUCUGAAUUUGCUAAUUAUACUUCACCGAUUUACCGUAUCCCCGCUUUGAGGGACGGAUAUGAUCUCCCUGUAUACGGUCUGGGUUCAGAGAGAUUUUAUGCCUUGCAUAUACCAGCACUGACUUGCAUUUUCCUGAGUUUAAUUUCGGCUAUUACAUCGGUUAUUCUAAGCUUCGGGAAAAGUCCAAGAAGAAAAUUUUUCAGUUGGACUAAAAGCGAGAGAUUUGUGGUGUACAUGGCGAUAUGUGAUGGUUCUUUCAAUGUGGCUCACAGUAUACAGACCAUCUUGCAAAAUAUCGUGAUAACCAAGUACCAUGUGUACCCUCCAACACUCUGCCAGUUCUAUAGUUUCACAUUGUUAGAAUUCGUCACCGCCCAGAUUUUAAUGGUUAAUAUAGUGGCAGUAAAUGCAUUCAUGCUGAUUAACUUAAAUAAGCAGCUGAAAUUUGGAAAACGAGACUGGCGACUUCUUUUGUGGAUUUUCGGUUUUCCUUUUCUAUUAUCAUCAAUUGCCCUUGCGGCUAAACAGUUUGGACCGAGUGGAGCAUUCUGCUUCUUUGACGGUGUAAAUGGUCAGCUAGCUCAAUUUCUGUUGGCAUCCCUUCCUCUGGCAAUCAUUCUUCUUGUAAAUGCAACCCUGUACGUCCUUACGUGGAUAAAACUCCGCUCCGUGGAACAUUCUUUGAAAGAGUCCUUAGGAAAACAAGCCUCAGCAACCAGAAUGAAACACUCGGCAGUGCGAGCAAUGUCGUUAUUCGUGCUGGCUUUCAUCAUUCAGUGGUGGUCGCUGGCAUUGUUCGGAAUCUGGGUGUUUAUCAACCCAGUGAGUGUUCCUCCGGUGCUUUUCCAUACUGUGACCAUAUUCUCAAACACCGGUGGAAUUUUGAAUCUUGGCGUGUAUAUCCUGAUAAGACGAGGAAUAAAGCUACACAAACAGACUGAAGAAAGCUCAAGUCGAACAGGAACUAAAGAAACAAGUCACACAGAAUUGUAGAAAAUUAAAGCUGAACACGUCUCGUAAAUAGACAUGCGCCAUUUUCGAUAUCAUUAUUUACAAGACAUCAACACUAGGAUAUGCUCUUCGCAUUCUUUACACCUGACUGCUAUAUUGUUACGGGU
Saccostrea cuccullata (small rock oyster) is the source of this 1145-nucleotide messenger RNA. RefSeq lists its product as uncharacterized. Lineage: Eukaryota; Metazoa; Mollusca; Bivalvia; Ostreida; Ostreidae. The record is from RefSeq and is a predicted model, not a curated record. The transcript has 3 exons. Gene Ontology annotation, biological process: adenylate cyclase-activating G protein-coupled receptor signaling pathway. Gene Ontology annotation, cellular component: plasma membrane. Gene Ontology annotation, molecular function: G protein-coupled receptor activity. Bases 25 to 1020 code for a protein of 331 amino acids.